CGUUGAGUGAGAUUGGUGUAACUGCAAAAGGGCCGCGCAUGCUCAUAUUGUCAGUUAUCGAACAGCUCAAACUACUAAAGCCUGAUCACAAUGAAGGUGCUGGGCGCAGUACUUCACCAACUCCGCAAGAGAAAUUGAAGAGUUUAUUGAUCGCAGAUGAACGGUUUCGUCUGAUUGUCUACGAUAAAUUAGACAAAGAGAUUUUACCAAAUGACAGCGAAAUACGAUGGAUAGUUCGUAUAUUAUGUGCGCCAUUCGAGAAAUCGAUACUUGAUGGAAAAGGUUAUCCGACUUCUAAUGAGCAAUGGAUACUGGCAAAAACAAUAGUACAAACUUUUCCGAAAUUGAAGGAAACUAAAGUUAAUGAUCUAGAACCUGAGGAAGUGAGUUGA
Messenger RNA from Wyeomyia smithii (pitcher-plant mosquito), 392 nucleotides. RefSeq lists its product as uncharacterized. The transcript is spliced from 3 exons. The coding region runs from base 39 to 392 and encodes 117 amino acids. The record is from RefSeq and is a predicted model, not a curated record. NCBI's taxonomy places the organism in Eukaryota, Metazoa, Arthropoda, Insecta, Diptera, Culicidae.